GUGUGUGUGUGUGUGUGGGUGGGGGAGGGGGGUAUUUUUUGCCAUUUGUUAUUUCGAACUCACAAUGGUUUUUGGGAUUACAGAAAUGGGAAUGUUGUGAUUUUAGUUCCUUCAUUGUUUAAGGAGUAUUAUUUAUUUGGCGGCGGCCGCUGCAAUUUGACUUAAAUGUUCAAUGGUUUAAUUGCACUUCUGCAUCCACUUCUGUUUAUCUCUGUGUAUUUCUUCUUGAAAUUAUAUUGCUUAUUGAGACACUGAAUGUGAAAGACUAAGUGGUACUGAUAGGUUCUUACCUGGAAAAGUACUUUUCUUUUUGUUUUGACUUAAAUGUCAAUGGCUCAAUUCCACUUCUGCUUCUCCCUCUGUGUAUGUUUGUGUAUUUUCCAUUCUCGAAAUUAUAAUGCUUAUGAAAUACUGAAUGUGAAAGUUGUAUUGGUAGGUUAUUUCCUUGAAAAGUCCUUUUAUUUUUGUUUUAGCUAAGCAUAAAAGUUACAUUUUUGUAACUUUACUUAUCUUAGGCUUAGCCAAACAUGUUCUCAGUCUUUUUUCUGCGUGUUGCUGUACUAGUAUCAACUGUCUACUGAUGUAGAAGAACAAUAAGAAAUUCUAGCUAAUCAUAGAGACAUUGAUAAGGAUUACAAAUGAAUGACCAAGAAGUACCCUUUGACUUUACGCUUUUUGCAGCUAAUAAUUUUAAUUUUGUCCUCCAAAAUUUAUUAAUUAUAUUCAGCAAACUAAUAUAUGCUGCAUAAUGCAAAAUCGAACGAUGGAAAGUCACCUGCAUGGAAGGAUCCAAAGGUUGAUUAGAACUCUGAUGUUGGUAAAUUGUGAAGGCAUUUUACUUCCCACCAACUUCUACAAGGGAUCAUGCUAGAGACGUUUAACAGUAAUGGAUAAUUACAGAUGAGAUCCUUGCUCCAACACGUAACAAGAAUGGGUUUUGUAGAAAUAUGAGAUCAGGUUUACCAGAGGGAAUUUAUUUUAUAGUUCACAAGGAUCAUUUUCUUACAUUUCUUGUUGGCAUCUCUUCAGGUCAUUCAUUUUUGGAUGAAGUGCUUCAAUUACUGCUAUUUCAUCAUGGUGAACAUUCUCGAUGAGGACGAUACUCGCAUCCCCAAGGUAAACAAAGAAAUUGUGAAGAUCCAGAGAGUGGUUGCUCCCGUGGCCAAAUGCAGCUUAAGAGCCUUAUUGAAGCUUAUGUUGAAAAAACUGGGAGCAGCCAAGGCUCCAACAUUCAACGAGUGGGAAAAAUAUUUACCACUUUUUUGGCUGCUCGUCCCACCUAGUGAAGAAGACACCCCGGAGGCCUGUGCUGACUAUGAGCAAACAUCAACCGGGCAGGUGACAUUGCAGUCCGUGUAGGACACACCCACAAGGACUCGGAAGAUUGACCAUGUAUAUGCAAUAAGCACGAAAACUUCUUACAUCGCAAGGAUUGGAUAUUGUUGGACUGCAUGAAGGAAAAAAAAAAAAAAAAAA
This is a messenger RNA of Olea europaea var. sylvestris, 1476 nucleotides long. Its product is annotated as ferredoxin-dependent glutamate synthase 1, chloroplastic/mitochondrial-like. The record is from RefSeq and is a predicted model, not a curated record. The transcript has 3 exons. NCBI's taxonomy places the organism in Eukaryota, Viridiplantae, Streptophyta, Magnoliopsida, Lamiales, Oleaceae. Bases 1045 to 1359 code for a protein of 104 amino acids. Gene Ontology annotation, molecular function: oxidoreductase activity.